AUGCCGGCUCUGCCAGCUCUGCUGCUGUCAACACACUUCCUGUCCUUUCUACUAGUCUCCAUGGCGCCGCGCUCCCUCAGCCAAGCCCCUCUCCUCUCCUCUGUCCGCAUGGCGGCGAUCCUGGAUGACCAGUCGGUGUGUGGGCGAGGGGAGCGGCUGGCACUGGCUUUGGCCCGGGAGAACAUCAACAGUGUGAUGGAGGGUCCCACUCGAGCCCAAGUGGAGGUGGACAUCUAUGAACUGCAGAAAGAUUCUCAAUAUGACACCACUGACACCAUGUGUCAGAUUCUACCCAAAGGCGUUGUUUCUGUCAUUGGUCCCGCCUCCAGCCCCGCCUCCGGGUCAACUGUCAGUCAUAUUUGUGGAGAGAAAGAGAUCCCUCAUGUGAAGAUCGGUCCAGAGGAGACGCCGCGCCUGCCCUACCUCCGCUUUGCCUCGGUGACGUUGUACCCAAGUAACGAGGACCUGAGCCUGGCCAUAGGAGCCAUCUUACGCUCGUUCAGCUACCCGUCCGCCAGCCUUGUGUGUGCCAAAGCCGAGUGCCUGCUCAGGCUGGAGGAGCUGGUUCGCCGUUUCCUCAUUUCCCGAGAGACGCUGUCGGUCCGGAUGCUGGAUGAAAACAUGGACCCCACGCCGCUGCUCAAGGAGAUCCGUGACGACAAGGUGGCCACCAUCAUCAUCGACGCCAACGCCUCUGUGUCCUACCUCAUCCUCAAGAAGGCAUCGGAGCUCGGGAUGACAUCAGCAUUUUACAAGUACAUCCUAACCACCAUGGACUUCCCUCUUCUGAGACUUGAUGACAUCGUCAACGACCAGUCAAACAUCUUGGGCUUCUCCAUGUUCAACACCACUCACCCGUUCUACCUGGAGUUCAUCCGGAGCUUGAACUUAUCCUGGAGAGAAGGCUGUGACUUGACGUACCCUGGUCCUGCACUCUCGUCAGCGUUGAUGUUUGACGCCGUGCAUGUGGUUGUGGGCGCCGUCCGGGAAUUGAAUCGCAGUCAGGAGAUUGGAGUGAAGCCACUGAGCUGCACAUCGCCUCAGAUCUGGCAACACGGGACCAGUCUGAUGAACUAUCUGCGCAUGCCAUUCCUGUGUGCUCUUCCCACUGAUGACCUGUUGUCAAAGCAACCAAAGAGCCAUCUCUCAUUGCCUCUGCCCGACCGCCCAGCAUCUGUCUUUCGGCCAGCGCAGGUGGAGUACGACGGUCUGACAGGCCGCGUGGAGUUCAACAGCAAAGGCCAGAGGACCAACUACACCCUGCGGAUCCUGGAGAAGCACCGCAGAGGCCACAAAGAGAUCGGAAUCUGGUACUCCAACAACACGCUGGCAAUGAAUUCCACCAGUCUGGAUAUUAAUGUCUCGGAGACGCUGGCGAACAAGACCCUCAUUGUUACCACCAUACUGGAAAACCCCUAUAUGAUGCGCAAAGACAACUACCAGGAGUUCCAGGGCAAUGACCAGUACGAAGGCUUCUGCGUGGACAUGCUGAGGGAGGUGGCGGACAUGCUUAAGUUCUCCUUCAAGAUCAAGCUGGUGGAUGACGGGCUGUACGGUGCCCCCGAGCCCAAUGGUUCUUGGACCGGCAUGGUGGGAGAGCUGAUCAACCGGAAAGCCGACCUGGCCGUGGCGAGCUUCACCAUCACGUCGGAGCGAGAGAAAGUUAUCGACUUCUCUAAGCCGUUCAUGACCCUGGGGAUCAGCAUCUUGUAUCGCGUUCAUAUGGGACGGAAGCCGGGUUACUUCUCCUUUCUCGACCCGUUCUCCCCCGCUGUCUGGCUCUUCAUGCUGCUCGCCUACUUGGCUGUCAGCUGUGUGCUCUUCCUCGCUGCAAGGUUAAGCCCGUAUGAGUGGUACAACCCUCACCCGUGUCUCCGGGAGCGCAGGGACAUGCUGGAGAACCAGUACACUCUGGGCAACAGCUUGUGGUUCCCAGUGGGAGGCUUCAUGCAGCAGGGAUCAGAGAUCAUGCCCAGAGCUCUGUCCACUAGAUGUGUCAGCGGUGUGUGGUGGGCGUUCACACUCAUCAUCAUCUCCUCCUACACGGCCAACCUGGCAGCCUUCCUCACGGUGCAGAGGAUGGAGGUGCCCAUCGAGUCCCCGGAUGACCUGGCCGAUCAGACCAACAUCGAGUACGGAACCAUUCACGGCGGCAGCACCAUGACUUUCUUUAUGAACUCCAGGUACCAGACCUACCAGCGCAUGUGGAACUACAUGUACUCCAAGCAGCCCAGUGUCUUUGUGAAAAGCACAGAGGAGGGAAUCGCACGUGUGGUCAAUUCUAAGUACGCCUUUCUGAUGGAGAGCACUAUGAACGAGUACCACCGAGGCCUCAACUGCAACCUGACUCAAAUUGGCGGCUUGCUGGACACCAAGGGCUACGGGAUUGGCAUGCCACUGGCCAUCUCCCACUGCUCUGGCCUUACUCCUCACCUUUGGAGGAGAAAAGUGGGUGGACUUCAGACGCCCCAGACGCAGUGGCUCAAGAUGAAGGCUGAGCGGUCCCCUUUCCGGGAUGAGAUCACACUGGCCAUCCUCCAGCUGCAGGAGAAUAACCGUCUGGAGAUCUUGAAGAGGCGAUGGUGGGAAGGAGGCCAAUGUCCCAAAGAGGAGGACCACCGUGCCAAGGGUCUGGGCAUGGAGAACAUUGGAGGCAUCUUUGUGGUGCUGAUCUGCGGCCUCAUCAUCGCCGUGUUUGUGGCGAUUAUGGAGUUUGUGUGGUCGACGCGGCGCUCGGCAGAGACCGAUGAGGUGUCUGUCUGUCAGGAAAUGAUCACCGAGUUCCGAAACGUCGUCUCAUGUAAGAAAAGCUCCCGUUUGCGUCGACGCCGGACCCUCAGCAGUUCAGCGGCUCUGCGUCAUCCAGCUCGCAUCGCCAUGGGCGCCCCGCGGCCUCUGCGUCUGGUCAGAGAAAUGCGCAUGUGCAACGGGAAACUCUACAGUGGAGCGGGGCCAUUGACUGGAGGGGGGUGUUCAGGACCUUCAGACGUUGGCCCGGGACCGCAGAGAAUCCUCGACGAUCCUCUCGGAGCCAACACCACCCCUCCCCCGCCUGCGCCCACUCCAGUCCUGCUGCCUGGACGCGGGUGCAGCCAUGUGCGCAUCUGCCAGGAGUGCAGACGAAUUCAGAACAUGAGAGCGGGGGGGAGUUUAAGCUCCACUAGCAGCAGAAUACCCCCGUCGUCCGCACCACUGCCUCGUCUGCCCCCACCACCACCACAGUCCUCCUCUAACACAGACAGUGAGGGGGGAGGGGGGCCCAGUCCGAGGAGACUUCACCACAGUCCCCCGCCACACAGCAGCCGGCCCUGUUUGCCGCAGAGCAGUAACACCACAGACCUUCUGGGGGACCAGGACUGA
This is a messenger RNA of Knipowitschia caucasica, 3360 nucleotides long. NCBI's taxonomy places the organism in Eukaryota, Metazoa, Chordata, Actinopteri, Gobiiformes, Gobiidae. The record is from the annotation of a GenBank genome assembly.